Messenger RNA from Dama dama (fallow deer), 1511 nucleotides. RefSeq names its product LETM1 domain-containing protein LETM2, mitochondrial-like. Gene Ontology annotation, biological process: intracellular monoatomic cation homeostasis. NCBI's taxonomy places the organism in Eukaryota, Metazoa, Chordata, Mammalia, Artiodactyla, Cervidae. Gene Ontology annotation, molecular function: ribosome binding. Gene Ontology annotation, cellular component: mitochondrial inner membrane. The record is from RefSeq and is a predicted model, not a curated record.
GUGGUGCUGCGGCUUCCACGUGCACGCAGCUCUGCCUUUCUGGUGUGCUGUUCUUCAUGCUGCUGCUGCUGCUCUUGCGGCUGCUGCGGCUCCUGCUGCGGCUGCUGCGGCUCCUGUUGCCGGCGCUGACGCUCCUGCUGCUGCGCCCGCCCCUGCUCCUGCUGCUGGGGCCGCUCCUGCUCCUGCUGCUCCUCCACCUGCUGCGCCUGCUCCUGCUGCUGCAGCGUCUGCUGCAGCGUCUGCUGCUGCUGCUGCUCUCGCUGCUACAGCCGCUGUUCCUGCUCCUGUUGCCAAUGGUGGUGAAGAAGUUCUGGAAGAAAGGAAAAGAAAGUGCGAUUCAUACAUGGCGAUGGACAGUAACAGGGUUCAGUCUCUUCUACGCCAACGUACGCGUCUCUUAUCAACUGUUGAAAAAGAAGAUUGGGCACCCUCUUCGGUAUAACGAGCACAAAUUGUUGGUGCGCACCACAGCAGACGCUUUGAAGCUAAUUCCUUUCUCCUUGAUGAUUGUUAUACCUCUCGGAGAGCUGCUCCUGCCUGUAAUGCUGCGACUUUUUCCUAACAUGCUGCCUAGCACAUUCUUCGAGAAGCAAGUAGAUAAUGCGUAUCUCAGUCGAAAGCUAAAGGCGAAGCAAGAACUUGCUGCAUUCUUCCAGGAGCUUGUGAGGGAACACAAGCACAUUAUCGAGCAUGAAUCGAAUGAUGCACUGAAGGACAGGGCGAAGGCGCUUCGCGAAUUUCAGGAACUGCUGCGGAAAGAUCAGAAAGACGUCAAUCCUUUUCUUUCUCUCAAAGAUAUCCUUUCUUUUGCCAAGCUCUUCAAACAAGAAUUCGUCCUCGAGAAGCUUGAUCUACAGACAUUGCAGGUGAUGUGCAAGCUUCUGGGCAUUGAGCCUUACAGCUUACAGAGCCACGUCAUACUACAACUCAGAUACCAUCUGAAUAACAUCCAGCGAGAAGACCGAGAAUUCAUGUGGGAAGGGGUGGAGACGCUAUCUCAUGACGAACUUGUUGAGGCAUGCAAAGACAGGGCUAUGAUGUUUCACAAUAUUCCUGACGAAGAUAUGAGAGAGCAGAUGCGGCAAUGGCUAGAGAUUUCCUCGCACAAAGAUAUUCCUCCGUUGCUGCUGCUGUGGUGUCGCUGCAUCACUUUAACACAUCGCCCCAUUCCUCCUCCUGCUCAGCAGCAGCAACAACGACGGCAGCUACAGGAGGAGGAACAGCAGCAGCUGCUGACUCGGCUGCUGCUGGUGCCGCGGCUUCCUUUGCCGGACAGCUGCGGCAGCAGCAGCGAGACGCAGCAGCAGCAGGAGGAGAAGGAGCAGGAGGUGGACAGCUUCCUGACUAUCACAUUACUACUCCGAUCACAGAUGUCAGCAGAGCAGCUACCGCAGCAGCAGCAGAGGAAGGCAGCACGGCAGCAGCAGCAGCGCUUCCGGUGCAGCAACAGGAGGAAGCAGCAGCAAAGCGAGACGACGAGGAGGAUGCUGAAGACGAAAAUGAAAAAAUGA